Messenger RNA from Spathaspora passalidarum NRRL Y-27907, 2656 nucleotides. RefSeq lists its product as uncharacterized. Bases 1 to 1917 code for a protein of 638 amino acids. The transcript has a single exon. The record is from RefSeq and is a predicted model, not a curated record. Lineage: Eukaryota; Fungi; Ascomycota; Pichiomycetes; Serinales; Debaryomycetaceae.
AUGAAAUUUCAUCAUUUCGAACCCUAUGGUCAACCAAUUGGAUUCCACAGACCGAAAUUCUUUCUUAAUAAGGAUUUGAAGUCACAAACUCUUGAAGAGAUUAUUUCAAAAUUGGAUUCAUCAACUUAUGCAAACCCUCCUUUGAAUAAGACUACCACUUCCCAAUCCUUAACUGCUGACAAUACUUCCACUGUUGAAACUUCUUCUAGUGAAACUGCUGCUGAUGUUGGUGUUGAUGAUAUUGUUGGCGCUGUUAAAGCUGCUGCUUGUGAAUCUCAAUUUACCAUUAAACAAUCCAAGCGUGCAAGAUUUAAGAAAUGGAUGGAAAAUGCCAAAUCCAAAGGUUUUAUUGUUGAUGUUUCAAAAGAUGCUGCUGUUGAUUCUGGUUUCAAUUCAAAUUUAGUUGAUUGUGUUUGUCCCUCAAAGGACACAAAUACGAUUGAUGUUGCUCCUGCUAAAACACCAAAUACAAAUACUUCUGCUACUACCUCAAUAAAUACUGCUGCUACUAUCUCAACAAAUACUGCUGUUACUACCUCAACAAAGACUGCUGCUACUACCUCAACAAAUACUACUGCUUCUAUCUUAAGUCCAAUUAAUACUGAUACUACCUCAAAUAUAAACACCGAUGCUCCACCAUCCACUUCUGUUAGUCCACCUCAUUCAGUUGCUGGUUCCAAGCGUGCAAAAGUGAAAGGAUGGUUUACAAAGAUCAUGUAUGGGGAUUCACAAACCAAUAUUUAUGAUGUUGGCUCAAAUGAACUGGAAACUGAUGACACCGAUGUCAAUGAUAAAGUUAUAUUUAUUGAUUAUUUUACUUCCACCUCAACUGAUUCACAAAGUAUUCAUUCCAAGACUAAUACUGCCCCAUCAACCAGAAUUUCUAAACGCGCCCAAGUAAAGCAAUGGUUUAAAGGUUUCAUCUACCCACAAACAGAUGACUCUGAUAAUGAGCAAAGUAAUAUAGACUCUGCUUUAGCUGAUACUGAUGAAAAAGUUGAUUCCAAUUGUUUGGGUGCUGUUGGAUGUUAUUUAAUUGAACCUUCUUGUGCAAACAACGAUGUAAAUUCUUUUACAAGUGUCCGCUGUCUUGUAUCUGAACCUUCAUAUGCAGAUAAUUCAAAUUCAAUUGAAUGUUCCUCCCCGGUUUAUAGCAACAUUGUUACGGACUAUUCCACUUCUUUUUUUCAACAAUUGAAGCAUUGGUUUGUGAGAUUAGUGUUUGGAAGAGAAAUAUUCCGCGAUACGAAUUCCAUGGGCGUUCCCAUUGAUCGUGAUUAUCCUGAUAAUAAUUCUGAUUAUUUUGACUACAAUUCCUCUCAACCUAAAAAUUCACUCAAUGUGAACAACGAACUUACUUCAAACUAUAACGGCACCUAUGAUAAUGUUUGUGAUCUUGCAAUUGGUGGUGAAGAUUCUGAAUAUCCUGAUAAUAAUCCUGUUACUUUUGACAAUGGCUCCUCUGGACUUGAAGUUGAUUUUAUUCAGCGUAAAUUACACGUUGUUGAAGAAUUAGAUGAAUCAGAAGGGUCUAAAACAUUUGAAAGCUCCAAUUUGAACCCAAAUGUGAUACCCACCUAUAGUCCUUCAAUUUCUUUCACGAAAUGGAAUUCCCUUUCAAAAUCCAACCCAGUAACCGCUGAAACAUUCAUUUCUGUUGAUAGUAUUCAAACUCCAAAUUUAGCAAGAUCCAAGCCAUUUUAUUUUGUUCUGAUGGAUUCAUCGAAUAAUUAUAAAGCAAAUCAAGAAAAGAGUUGUCUGUUUAUGACCAAAUAUAAAUCAAAUCAAGAGCUAUUAUUUGGGGUUAGACUUUGCCUGUUUAUGGCCAAAAAUAAACCAAACCAAGGAUUACUAUUUGGGAUUAAACCUUGUCUGCUUAUGACUAAAAUGAUUUACAAAGGCAAUAAUAAACAAUAGAUUAUUGACAACCCAAUUGAAAUUGAUAAAACAAUAUCCACAUAUGAUUAAAGAUAUGAAUGAAUAUGUACCUAUUUCGAGGUUCCGUUUAGUUCAAAAAAAACAAAGCUAAAUCCCUUCACUUCGUCUUCAGAUAAUAAUAUCUAUUCUGAUUGCGAAUGAAUCUGUACUUAUUCCGAGGAUUUUGUGAAUUUUAUCCCUAAACUUUCAAUCAUCAAGUUCAAUAUUAUCACCUACAUUAAUCAUGGUGAAAUAGUGAAUGAGUUAGUACCUGCUUCGAGGUCCGUUUAGUUCCAAUCUAAACCCCUUCAACUUCAUCUUCAGAUAAAUCUCCUGAUUAUGAACAAGCUUGUACCAAUUUCGUGAUGAAAGUUAAUGAUAUUACAUAAUCCUUAAAUUCGAUAUUAAAUUUCAUUGUGGUUAAUUGUUUCCUUUAUUACAUGGAUCUCAAGGUUCAAACAGGUAUUAGCUCCAGCUUCAAGUUAUUCUUGUCUUACAUUUUGUUUUACAAUAUCUAAAUUAUGACGCUGGUUGAUUUGGUAUUUUCCCUUCAUUUGUUAAUAUGAUGGUUGGUCUUUGUUUGGACAACAGUAUUUAUUAUCUUCAUCAUAGAGGGUAAUAUCUUUGGUUAACGUAUCUUCUGUUUUGAUUUUGGUGUUUGGUCUUCGGUUUAAUUGGUUGUUUCGUUUCAGUAUAAUUGGUCUUUUUGCUAUUUUUGGUAUUUGGUAGUAACAGUUUU